This is a messenger RNA of Lotus japonicus, 681 nucleotides long. RefSeq lists its product as uncharacterized. The record is from RefSeq and is a predicted model, not a curated record. The transcript has 4 exons. Lineage: Eukaryota; Viridiplantae; Streptophyta; Magnoliopsida; Fabales; Fabaceae. Bases 1 to 681 code for a protein of 226 amino acids.
AUGGCAGAGAUUGUUGGCUUAACUGAUGGAGAGAAGUGGUGGUAUACUUCUUGCCAUUGCCAUAGGUCUGUUACAGCUGAGGAUGGACUAUAUUUUUGCUCUGCUUGCUGUGUCCAUGUAUUUGAGGUUAUGCCAAGAUUCAGGGUUAAAUUCGAAGUUUCUGAUGGUGAAGACCUUGCUACAUUUGUGUUGUUUGAUGCUGAUUGUCAAAAUCUGAUUAACAAGACUUGCAAAGAAUUAGUUGUUAGCUCCAAGGGUGUUAUGGGAGAUGGGGAAUAUCCUGCUGAAAUUUGUGGUCUGAUAGGUACAAAGCUGAUUUUCAUUGUUGAAAAGUUAGCUGACCAUGGUUCAAAGUAUGAUCAUUCUUACAAGGUGAAGAGUAUCUGUGUUGAUGAGACUUUAGUGGAAGCUUUUAAGGACAAUGAGAAUGUUCAAACUGCAAACAAUGUGUUUUUUAACCAUGGUACUAAUGUCCAAGUUGUGGAAGGUUUGCUGAAUGAGAAGAAUUCAUCUAACUUUGUGCUUUCUGCUGAAGAAGACAACAUUAGGGUGGAAGUAGAUGAGGACAAAAGUAUUGAUGAUGCAGAUGAUGACUUUGAAUGUACUAUGAUGGAAAUUGUUGAGGAAGAUGAGUUAGAUGAUGAAGCUGAAUUGGAGGAUGAUCUUGCAUAUGUUGACUGA